Pseudomassariella vexata is the source of this 1165-nucleotide messenger RNA. Its product is annotated as ribosomal protein L13-domain-containing protein. Gene Ontology annotation, cellular component: ribosome; mitochondrial large ribosomal subunit. Gene Ontology annotation, molecular function: structural constituent of ribosome; mRNA binding. Lineage: Eukaryota; Fungi; Ascomycota; Sordariomycetes; Amphisphaeriales; Pseudomassariaceae. The record is from RefSeq and is a predicted model, not a curated record. The transcript has 2 exons. Gene Ontology annotation, biological process: translation; negative regulation of translation. Bases 290 to 829 code for a protein of 179 amino acids.
GGUUGCUUUGAAAUCGUCAAUAAGCUGCUGCGUCGCUUCCGUGUUCGGGCCCGCGGUCUCCACUAACCGCCGACUAGCCGACCGUAGAGCCACGUGACUUACAUCAAAAUUCUGGACCACUGGCAGCUGCAAUCGGCAAGAGUCUUUGGAAUUCAACAGAGUGGUCUUCCCCAGCGACAGCGCGACGAUCUUUGGGCAGAAGAAUUCCCUCACCUCAAUCAAGUGAAAUUAAUAGGAGGAAGUGGUCUAAUCUUGUGAAGGCGGGACAAGUGUCCCACGACCUGCCACCAUGUCGCAAACCAUAGGGCUGACCAAACUUUCCUACUCCCGAGUCUGGCACCACGUCUCGGCCGCCGCCCCCCAUCCCACCCUUUCCACCCAACCCAAUGUCACACCUCCAUCCCUAGGCCGCCUCGCCUCAAGGAUAGCGACGAUUCUCAUGGGAAAACACAAGCCGACAUGGGACCCGUCAACAGAUUGCGGCGACUACGUGGUGGUGACCAACUGCGCUGCCCUGUAUACGACAGGCAAUAAGAAGUGGCAGAAGACGUACUACCGACACAACACGCGCCCCGGUAGCCUAAAAAGCGUCACCAUGGACGUGCUCAUCUCCAAAUUCGGCGGCGCCGAGGUGCUGCGCAAGGCUGUCAGCGGAAUGCUGCCCAAGAACCGACUGCGGGACAAGCGGCUGGCGAGGAUGAAGGCAUUCGAGGGCGACGCACAUCCGUACAAGCAGAACUUGGUCCGGUUCUCGGGCGUCAAAGUUGGGACCGAGGGUUGGGAGCAGGCCGUCAAGGCUAUCCGGGAAGCCGACACGCAGAGAUUAUAGGGAAUUAGAGGCUAAGAAGACGAAAAGGUGCACGUACGCAAGGGGCAGACCGCGGACAGGGUCUGGUUGUGUAUAUCUGACUUGUACUACAAUGUAUACAUUAGCGUGGAAAUAUCUCACGACGCUCUUGGUUCUUGAUGGCCGCAAAAUGCCAGCCACCUUAACUUACUCCUAAAUUACGAAUAUGUGGGCAUCAGAUACUAAGUUCACGCAUUCCGAGUUACCUUCUUGAGGAGGUCAGAUAACUGUGCUAGGCCAGCGCUCCUUCCAUGGUGCUGAUGUGGUUGUCAUUAGACCAGGUUGGGAUCGAGUCUCUAGGCUCUCUCAUUAGUAUCC